Messenger RNA from Apodemus sylvaticus (European woodmouse), 1037 nucleotides. It is a transcript of the gene Mrpl16, whose product is annotated as mitochondrial ribosomal protein L16. Gene Ontology annotation, molecular function: rRNA binding; structural constituent of ribosome. Bases 107 to 862 code for a protein of 251 amino acids. Gene Ontology annotation, biological process: mitochondrial translation. The record is from RefSeq and is a predicted model, not a curated record. NCBI's taxonomy places the organism in Eukaryota, Metazoa, Chordata, Mammalia, Rodentia, Muridae. The transcript is spliced from 4 exons. Gene Ontology annotation, cellular component: mitochondrial large ribosomal subunit; ribosome.
CACGUCACUUCCUGUCUGGUGUCGUCCGGCGGACAAAACGCGGAACUGAAAAAAAGCUACUGUUGUGGUUGUGAGACACACCUGACCUGGCUGGACAGGCGUAACCAUGUGGAGGCUGCUGACGCGCGCCCCCGCGCCACUCCUACAGAAGCACUUUUCAGAUUCUUGGGCAGCCCUUCCCACCAGUGCUGGUCUGAAGACGCUCCUCCCAGUUCCAACUUUUGAAGAUGUCUCCAUCCCUGAAAGGUCCAAGCUUAAAUUUGUUGAAAGAGUCCCACUUGUGCCAAAAGUAAGAAGAGAACCUAAAAACCUGAAGGACAUACGAGGGCCUUCAGCUGAAGCCACUGACUUCACAGAAGGCAACUUUGCGAUUUUGGCACUUGGAGGCGGUUAUCUCCACUGGGGCCAUUUUGAAAUGAUGCGCUUGACAAUCAACCGCUUCAUGGAUCCCAAGAACAUGUUUGCCUUGUGGCGAGUACCGGCCCCUUACAAGCCCAUCACUCGCAAAGGCGUUGGGCAGCGCAUGGGGGGCGGGAAAGGUGCCAUUGAUCACUAUGUGACACCAGUGAAGACCGGCUGCCUCAUAGUAGAGAUGGGUGGACGCUGUGAAUUUGAAGAGGUAAAGGGCAUCCUGAACCAAGUUGCUCACAAAUUACCCUUUCCAGCAAAGGCUGUGAGCCGUAAAACUCUAGAAAAGAUCCACCAAACUCAAAAAGAAAGAGAACUUAACAACCAAAAUCCCUGGACCUUUGAGCACAUAGCCACUGCGAACAUGUUUGGCAUACGGAAAUUCCUGAGCCCAUAUGACUUGACACAGAAAGGGCGAUACUGGGGCAAAUUCUACAUGCCCAAGCGUGUGUAGUGAAAGUGCAAGGAACACGUCCGUCCUCAGCCUCCUGAGCGAGAAUCUGCACCUUUACCAUCCUUCGGGUCUUUGGUGGUUCUUGGAUCCUAACUAAGCACAUGAGUGACUUCUGAAAAACUGUGUCCCCUGAUUGAUUAUAAUUAAAAUUUGAGUGUAACCUCAGGGCACAACU